AUUUAUUUCUGCAAAUUCCUGCAAUGACCUAUAAAAGGCGGUAGAGAUAGAAGAGUAGCGAAGGGGAAGGAGACGCACGAAGUGACGCAUCGUUGUUCUCUUCUGCUUCUUCUUCUUCAAGAAUUAGGGUUUGAGUUAGCAAGUGGGAAAUAUCAUGGUGAAUAAGAAUACCUUCCGCAACAUCGUCAGAAUGACAGAUUCUGCAAAACACAGUGUUGCAGACUCAGAAGAUGAUGAGAGUGAUCAUUUUUCUGACAUUGAUGAUGCUGAGGUAAAUAGAUGCCUACAUACUGAGAAAGAGAAGGACCUUAAAAAGAUUAUAUGGGAAGCAAUGAACAGAGAGUACCUUGAGGAACAAGCAGCAAAGGAAGCUGUUGUUGCAGAUGCCAAGGAGGCAUAUGAAGCUAAGUGCACAAAUAUUUCAGAAGAUUUGUUAGCUGCAAAGGAGCUUGCGAAUGCAACUGCUGCAGCUCUAGCAAAAUCCAGAAAGGAAAAGAAACAAAGGCGUGCAAAAGAAGCUAAAAAUAGGACUCCUCUUUCAGCAGCAGGUCAAAUGCUUAAGAGAAAGACUUUCAGCUCAGAAGUCAUCAGCUCAAAAGUCAACUACGAAGCAUUGGAAGCUCUCUUCAAUUCUGGACAGGACAACGCAAAGAAGAGAAAAGUUGAAUCAGAUGCUGGUGAUCCUUGUGAUCCCCCCAGCAAGACUGAUCAUUAUGCAGAUGAUCUAGAUGUCGAGGAUGGUGAUGAGCAAAGAGCAUCUGAAGAUAACAAUUAUGAUGCAAGUUACGAUGAUUACAGGGGAGAUGAAGAUAAAGGCUAUGACUAUGGAGAUGAAGACUAUGGCUAUGAGGAUGAUUUUGAUUUUGCAUGAUGGAAGCCUAGGAAUCAUUAUUUUUGCACUGUGAAAAUUACAAUCAAUGAACAAAAUCAUUGAUUUUGACUUCAAUUUUUUAAAAAAUAGUUUAUAAAUAGGUUGAAGGGAGUUUUGACAGUAAAGUUGUUGUGUAGUCAUGCAUGUGCUUAAAUUAUAGAAACAAUCUCUUAUAAUGCA
Messenger RNA from Zingiber officinale, 1051 nucleotides. RefSeq names its product transcription factor IIIB 70 kDa subunit-like. The transcript has 8 exons. The record is from RefSeq and is a predicted model, not a curated record. The coding region runs from base 155 to 871 and encodes 238 amino acids. NCBI's taxonomy places the organism in Eukaryota, Viridiplantae, Streptophyta, Magnoliopsida, Zingiberales, Zingiberaceae.